This is a messenger RNA of Microcebus murinus (gray mouse lemur), 2727 nucleotides long. It is a transcript of the gene ZNF205, whose product is annotated as zinc finger protein 205. Gene Ontology annotation, cellular component: nucleus. Gene Ontology annotation, biological process: regulation of transcription by RNA polymerase II. Gene Ontology annotation, molecular function: DNA-binding transcription factor activity, RNA polymerase II-specific; RNA polymerase II transcription regulatory region sequence-specific DNA binding. The record is from RefSeq and is a predicted model, not a curated record. Lineage: Eukaryota; Metazoa; Chordata; Mammalia; Primates; Cheirogaleidae.
UUAUGAGAACUCUUCUCAUUUUUAAAUGUUAGAAACUAAGUAAAAAAAAUUAAAGUGGAGCCUGAGAGGUGGAAUCUGAAGCUGCCUGUGGAUCUGGAACCCCAUGAGUAGUGGGGUCAGACCUCUCAUGCCCUCUAUCCCCGAGCUGGAGUGGGUCUGGAAAAAUUAGAUUUACCUACAUCUUUGGGAGGGCAGGGCAUCAGGGUGGGGGUGGGGGUUCCCAGCCUCUCUGUUUCUUAAAGUCACUCUUAGGGAGAGACAGCUCCUUGCCAGUCUUGGGGGAACCAGAGAACUCCCUGACCUGGGGGGCCUUAAAUGAAUCCAGAAGCCCAAAGGAAGCAACUAUUAAUAAGACCUUCAGAAUCCCUGUGUGCUGGAAAGAAUGGUCCUGUCCCUCAACUGGGCAAAAUAACUUCUGUAAGGACAACUGCGAUGCUGUCUUGGAAACGUCAAAUGUCAAAAUCUUCCCACAAAAUGCAUCUUCCCAUUUUUCUGUUUUGGGGCCCCUGCUUUGCUGGUAUCCCGAAUCUGUGCUGGGUAAAGCAAUCAUCAAUAGCUGGCAUCGUGGACCUGGUAGUCACCUCCUGGCCAGGUGCAGUCCAGGCUUGGGACCCCAGACCCGGAACCCUCGAAGCCAGGAACCCUAUAGAGCUGCAGCUGCACGGGGAACAGGAUCUGGGAGGGACUUCCUGUUGUCCCUAAUCCCAGUCUCCACUCUGCUCCCCCGCCCGCCUGGUGCAGGCUGCGGAGACUCCCUUCCCUGGGGAGGGGGUCCUGCUUCCUCCAUCUCGGCUGCUGGCCAGAAGCUGGAGGGGGCUCGGCCAAAAAGAGGGAGGAACAACUCAGCUGUUCUUUCUAGCUCUGAAAUAGAAAAUGUCUGCAGAUGGUGGAGGCAUCCAGGCCACCCAGGACAAGGAUCGAGCCCAGGAGGUCCCCGGCCAUGGGCAUCCUUGUCAGGAAAUGCUUUCUGGGUCAGAGGAGAUGGUGCCUUUGGGAGCCACUUGGGAGUCACCGCACGUUAAGAUGGAACCAGAAGAGCCGCACCCCGAGGGGGCAUCGCAGGAGGACAGGGCCCGAGGUGCAUGGGGCUGGGUGCCCCUAAGUCAUGGCUCUAAGGAGAAAGCUCUCUUCCUGCCUGGUGGAGCCCUCCCCUCCCCCCGGAUCCCAGUGCUUUCCCGAGAGGGGAGGACCAGAGACCGGCAGAUGGCCGCGGCACUCCUCACGGCCUGGUCCCAGAUGCCAGUGACCUUUGAGGACGUGGCUCUGUACCUCUCCCGAGAGGAGUGGGGACGGCUGGACCACGCGCAGCAGAACUUCUACCGGGACAUCCUACAGAAGAGAAAUGGGCUGUCCUUGGGGUUUCCCUUCACCAGGCCUUUCUGGGUCCCCCAAGUCCAGGGCAAGGGUGAGGCCUCGACCUCGAGCCAGCAGACAGGAGAUGAGCAGGAGGAGAGAGGCAUGAACACAGGAGCCCCUGAGGUGGGGCAGGAGGAGCUGACCCCGCCUGUGGCAGCCCCUGGGGAUGUGAAGCCCUUCAGAACCAGGGCAGGCCGGGCCCAGGGUGUCCUGCCGUGUGGGCAGCAAGCAGCUGGUGGCCAGAGCUCAGGGCCGGCGGGAGACGCUCGGCAGCCGGGUGCCCUGGAAGACGGGCAGCCGAAUCCAGCCCUGCCGGACGCCAGUGCCCCGAAGCCCCAGGAGGGCCAUGUCCCAGAGAAACCCAGUGAGGAGGAAAAGGGUACCCCAGAGAGUGGUGAGGAGGGCCUUGCUCCCGACGGCGACGUGGGCAAGAAGACGUACAAGUGCGAGCAGUGCGGCAAGGGCUUCAGCUGGCACUCGCACCUGGUGACGCACCGGCGCACGCACACGGGCGAGAAGCCCUACGCCUGCACGGACUGCGGCAAGCGCUUCGGCCGCAGCUCGCACCUCAUCCAGCACCAGAUCAUCCACACGGGCGAGAAGCCCUACACCUGCCCCGCCUGCCGGAAGAGCUUCAGCCACCACUCGACGCUGAUCCAGCACCAGCGCAUCCACACGGGCGAGAAGCCCUACGUGUGCGACCGCUGCGCCAAGCGCUUCACCCGCCGCUCGGACCUGGUCACCCACCAGGGCACCCACACGGGCGCCAAGCCACACAAGUGCCCCAUCUGCGGCAAGUGCUUCACGCAGAGCUCAGCGCUGGUCACCCACCAGCGCACCCACACGGGGGUCAAGCCUUACCCGUGCCCCGAGUGCGGCAAGUGCUUCAGCCAGCGCUCCAACCUCAUCGCGCACAACCGCACGCACACGGGCGAGAAGCCCUACCACUGCCUCGACUGCGGCAAGAGCUUCAGCCACAGCUCGCACCUCACCGCCCACCAGCGCACGCACCGCGGUGUCCGGCCCUACGCCUGCCCGCUCUGCGGCAAGAGCUUCAGCCGGCGCUCCAACCUGCACCGGCACGAGAAGAUCCACACCUCAGGGCCCAAGGCCCUGGCCAUGCUGAUGCUGGGGGCGGCGGCGGGGGCUCUGGCUGCACCCCCACCUGCCCCCACCUAGGAGGCCGGGAGAGAGGGACCAGGGCACCCAGGAACGCUGGGACUCCCGGAAGAGUGGAGGCCCCCGGGGAGGAGCCAGAGGGUGUGGGAAAGGAGCGGGAGGAUCAGGCAUGGGGUGGGGCAUGGCGAUGUGGGAGGGGCGAGGGCGAGGAGGGGCAGGCUCUCUAGCUGCACAUUAAAGGCCUUGGACUUG